Molecule: messenger RNA, 7584 nt
Organism: Tyto alba (common barn owl)
Lineage: Eukaryota; Metazoa; Chordata; Aves; Strigiformes; Tytonidae
Gene: SPAST
Product: spastin
Exons: 17
Coding region: 145-1983 (612 amino acids)
Cellular component (GO): microtubule cytoskeleton
Molecular function (GO): microtubule severing ATPase activity; ATP hydrolysis activity; ATP binding
Source: RefSeq, a predicted model, not a curated record
AUUGUCGCUCCCCUCAGCCGCGGCGCUCGCCGAGGGCCGCCGCGCGCUCCUCCCCCCGGGGCCGGGCGAAAGGGGCGUCGCCGCCGCCGCCGCCAUGGCCGGUUGUUGUCAGUCCCUGGCAGCGGGUUAUGGCGACGGCGGUGAAUGAAUUCUCCGGGCGGCAGAGGGAAGAAGAAGGGCUCAGCCGGCUGCAGCUCCGCGCCCCCGGCCGCCGGGGCCUCACCCUCCUCGCCGCCCGGGCCGGCCCCCCCCGUGCCGCCGGCGGGGGCGGCGGCCGCGGCGUCCCCUCACAAGCGGAACCUGUACUACUUCUCCUACCCGCUCUUCGCCGCCUUCGCCCUGCUCCGCUUCGUCGCUUUCCAGCUCGGGCUGCUCUUCGCCUGGCUCUGCGAACGCCUCUCCCGCGGCGCCCUCAUGGCCGCCAAGGGCAGCAGGGCCGGGGCCGGCGACGCGCCCGAGCCCGGCGGGGCGCCCGAGACGGUGCGGGCCUGUCACAAGCGGGCCUUCGAGUGCAUCUCCAUGGCGCUGCGCAUCGACGAGGACGAGAGAGCAGGACAAAAGGAACAAGCUGUUGAAUGGUAUAAGAAAGGAAUUGAAGAACUGGAAAAAGGAAUAGCUGUCUUAGUAAUUGGUCAAGGUGAUCAGUGUGAACGGGCUCGACGUCUGCAAUCUAAAAUGAUGACAAAUUUGGCAAUGGCCAAGGAUCGCUUGCAGCUUUUAGAGAAGCUGCAGGCAGUUUUGCAAAUUUCCAAGCCGCAAAUGGAGGUCUGUAAUGACAGUACUAACCUGGCAUGCCGCAAUGGACAUCUCCAGUCAGAAAGUGGAGCGGUUCCAAAAAAGAAGGAUCCCUUAACACACACAAGUAAUUCCCUUCCUCGUUCAAAAACUGUUGCAAAAACUGGAUCCACAGGCCUUUCAGGUCACCAUAGAACACCUAGCUACAGUGGGAUAUCAACUUCUGUGUCUAGACCAGCACCGAAUCCUGCAGCUUCAACUCAUAAGGCUGUGCCUAAAAACAGCAGAACAAAUAAGCCUUCUACUCCUACCACUGCUCCUCGAAAAAAGAAAGACUUGAAGAUAUUUAGAAAUGUGGACAGUAAUCUUGCUAAUCUUAUCUUGAAUGAAAUUGUUGAUAGUGGGCCAGCUGUCAAAUUUGAUGAUAUCGCAGGGCAGGAACUGGCUAAACAAGCUUUGCAAGAAAUUGUUAUCCUACCUUCUCUUAGACCUGAGUUAUUUACAGGACUCAGAGCUCCUGCACGUGGAUUGUUGCUGUUUGGCCCACCAGGAAACGGGAAAACAAUGUUGGCCAAAGCAGUUGCUGCAGAAUCAAAUGCUACUUUCUUUAAUAUAAGUGCCGCAAGCCUAACUUCAAAAUAUGUUGGCGAAGGGGAGAAACUGGUGCGUGCUCUAUUUGCAGUAGCCAGAGAACUUCAGCCUUCUAUAAUUUUUAUUGAUGAAGUUGAUAGCCUUUUGUGUGAAAGACGAGAAGGUGAACAUGAUGCCAGUAGGCGUCUAAAAACAGAAUUUUUAAUAGAAUUUGAUGGUGUACAGUCUUCUGGAGAGGACAGAAUACUUGUGAUGGGAGCAACAAACAGGCCACAGGAACUUGAUGAUGCUGUUCUCAGACGAUUCACCAAACGGGUAUAUGUGUCUUUACCAAAUGAGGAAACAAGAUUGAUUUUGCUAAAAAAUCUUCUGAGCAAGCAAGGAAGUCCAUUGACCCAAAAAGAGUUGGCACAGCUAGCUAGAAUGACAGAUGGGUACUCUGGAAGUGAUUUAACUGCAUUAGCAAAGGAUGCAGCUCUGGGUCCUAUUCGAGAAUUAAAACCUGAACAGGUGAAGAACAUGUCUGCCAGUGAGAUGAGAAAUAUCAAGCUGUCAGAUUUCACUGAGUCUUUGAAGAAAAUAAAGCGCAGUUUGAGCCCUCAGACCCUGGAAGCGUAUAUUCGCUGGAACAAGGACUUUGGAGACACCACAGUGUGAAACGCUACUUGAAGUCAAAGUGCUGCCUAAGGAGCAAUUGGUACAGACUACUGGAAAGCAGCCAGAGUUUACAGGACUUUACAGAUCUUCAAGUAUCUGCAUUAAAACUUGAGAUUAAGAAAAAAAUUAUACAAUGUGAAAUGUGUUCAUCAAAGCCUCCUUGCCGUUUAGUGAGGAUUUACACACUGUAAGUAAGAGCACAAUAGGACUUGAGAUAAGAUUCCUAGCAAUCCGAUUAUGGUUUGAACAAUAACGUAUGUAUUUUGGUUCAGCUAGAAGAUUCUGAUAUUGAUCACUGGAAAACCUUUUCCCUAUGUUGUGCGUGUGUUUUUUUGUUUUUAAUUUUGCCACGACCUCGAUGUCUGGCUUUCUUCCUUAUAAUUACUAACUUACAAUUGGAGGUUUGUAAUCUUUGGUUCAGUUUUCAACUUUUUUAUCCUUAACGUGCCAAAUAAAACAAUUUCCCUAUGCAGAGAGGAAGAAGAGCAUUGGGGAAUUCUGUUUAUUAAAAUGUAAAAAGCAGCUGGUCUGUUAUUAUUUGUCUUUUUGUUUAGUUGUAAUGUGACUCUGUUGUUCACAGAACAGUUUUAAAGAAGACCUUUGAUAGCAGAACAGCAAAAAAAUCCCGCCCUAUAAAACCGAUUCAAACUGUCUUAAAAAAAAUAAAAUUACUAAAUAAAAAAAUAGGCUAAGACAUUCAUUUACUGGCAGUAUUUUCUCUUAACACAUUUUGUAAUGCUUCCAUUUGUAGUGUGUUAGCUUACGCUUAUGGUGGACGACUUGAAGCCCAGCUGAUGUUUGAGAGAGUAAGUGAUGCUAAUUGUCAAGUUUCAGAAAUGACGUGUUUCUACUCUGUAUGUUGGUCUGUUUAAGAUAAUUGAAAGUAAAAUUUCCAUUCAUUAUGAUAAUUUUUUUAAUCUACACAUGUAAGCAUUAAAAUACGAGGCUACAUGUUUAAUACUUGGCACACAUUAAUGUUUUUAUAGCUUUCAUAUGUUUUGGUUUAUAUAUUAAAGUAUGAAACGCUCAACUGAUCUGCUUUUUUAAAAAGAAAUUGCAUCUUUGUACAGAUACUUGUUUUUAUUAUAUAAAUGACAAGCUAUUAAAAAAAACCAACACUUAAAUGAUAGCCUUUAAAUACUGUAAUAAAGGAACACAUUUUUGCCUUUACUUCUAAAGGCCUGACAUCUUGUUUACAAAUUCUAUGUGGAUUAAACACAGCUGUUUGCAAGGCAGAACACUAAUUCCUUGUUAGAGCAGGUUUGUGGGGGUUUUCUUGUUUUUUUCUAUUUAUUUUUUUUUUAAAGACAACUUUCCCAUUUUAGUGAUAUUACAAAAAUGCAUAUUGUUUACAGUUGUUUAAAUUAAGUUAUAAGCUUUAUCUGCUUUUGGUCUUAACAGAAAAUUUUGUUCUUUACUUUUCAUUUAACUUAUUUUUUUUUUAUUGGUAGGAGUAAGUAAAAUAUUUCUGGGACUACUCACCCAAAAGUUGACUAUAAAUAAUAUAUUAAAUAUAUAUAUAUAUAUAUAUAUAUAUGAAAAAACCCCAUAGCUGAUAGAUGCAGUGUAAGUAUAGUAAUACCUGGAGGGGACUCUUACUGUGCAGUAUUGGGUACGAAAUAGCAGAAGCUCUGUCAAACGUUUGAGAUACACAGAUGCAAUAUGUUUGGGAUUCUGGUUUUUUGAAAGAGAUGCUUUUAACUGAUGUUAAAAAUGAAAGCGAUUAAAUAAGAGACGAUUGUGUUACACUAGUAUGCCUUGUGAAAUAGUCUAACCAGCCACUUGUAGCCUUCUGAGGGUAUGACUCUUUCAGAUGUGUCUGAUGUAAAUGAAACAUGUGACUUCUGUUCCUGAUUCACUUUGCUGGAGAAGUGAGAAAUGCUAAAAGAUUUCAGUUUCUUAAAUCUCACGUAUUGCUUGCUUUGCCUUAGUUCUGCCUUCAGUAGACCAUGUCUGUUGUUGGAGAUUCCUGGCUGACUUGAUCCGUGUUUCUCAUAGACUUCACAGUGCUAAGCAUGAAUAUUUACUGUUUUAUUAGCAUCUGCCAGAUAGCUAAACAGCUAGGAAAGGCCCUUGGUUUUCCUGAUCAUAAAGUUGUAAGCUUUCCUUGAGAUCCUUUGCAAAUGAGAACUUUGAAGGUAACACUACUGCUUUUGAGUGUUCCUAAAUAUUUGUUUUCAAACUGUUUUCCUCCACUUAAUUUUGAGGAAUAUACUUGUAUUUAUUUCAAUAGUAUGUGAUAGAUACCUGAAACAUAAAGGUAGAAAUCCUCAUCUGCUAAAACACCACCACUACGCAGCACAAAGGGACAGAAGCCUGAGCUGCUGCUUCAGAAAGAAAAGGGACUUGCCCUUUCGCUUUGUACAACCAGUUCUGGUCAAGAGACUCUGUGUGACUGGUGCCACUGCUUUUUGGUUAUCUAUUCUGCCCUGAUUGUUUUCUGUGUAAUGGAUGAACUACGGCUCUAUAAAUUAUUUCUAGAACAUAGUAGUGAAAACUUAAUUUUGUUCUGCAACAGCUGCUGGUUUUUCAGCCCAUGACCAAGUGCCGUUUGGUUCAUAAAUCGCCUUUUAAAUAUCUUUCUUACACUACUUUGUGAAUAGUGUCUUUUAAGAAUAAUUCUGUUCCCCUUAAGGCAUCGUCUCGCAUCUUCUGGUUUCUUGUUUGACAUGUACUAAGUCCCAGCUCAGUGAUUUUCAUCUAUGUGUCGGAUUAACUGUGUAUAACAGCAGAUCUGGAGGGGAAAAAAGCCAACAACAAAAAAACACAAAAACCCCAACCAACAUUUCUCCCAACCCCCCUCUACAAAAAAAACAGAACACCUGUAUUUCCCAAAUCUGUGGCAUUUUCUAUAGAACUUUGCAACUGUAUUUACCAUAAAAUCAGAUUAUGUUCUAAUACAGUAUCUUGAAGUAAGUUAGGAUAAGCAGGACGGCAGCUUGGAAGCUUUUAACCUGUGCAAAGAUUGGCAUUACAGCAGUGCUCUAUACUACCUUUUUUUUUUUUUUUUCCCCUCCUUCCCUUGAAUCUGCCCACCGCUAAUGAAUGAGUGACUUGACCCGCUUUUUUGAGCUGAUCAUGAAGCAGUUUGGCCCUCUGCAAGUGUGUUUUAUUUAGUGUAACAGUUACUGGAGGGAGGGGGGAAAAAAAAAGAAAACAAAACAAAAACAAAAACAAGACAUGCCCCUGUUUUUUUUUUAACAACCUUCUUCAUACAUCUUUGCCUCUUUUAAUUAAGCAGGAAACACUUUUUAUCUUUCUACGUGUUGGAAGAACAAUGUCUUCUCAGGCAGUGGGUUGCUGCUUCUGGUGGCAUAACAGGAAGGAAAAACUCAAGCACUGUGAUGCUUUUUCUCCUUAAAAUGAGAAUUUGCCACGUGUUACGAUGUUCCCUUUACUAGUGUUGACUUUUCUGCGGAGUACACCAAACCUGUACAGGUUUUCUCCUUGCAGCUAAGAUAAAAAUACCACCGAAUAGUAAAGAUAAGCCUUAAACUAGGAUAUUUAUGCCCAUGUAAGUCUUUGUCCUGUUAGUUUCCUAGACUUUAUGGUGUUCAGUGUAUUAGAAAUAGGUAUUCUGCCCCUGAGACAUCUUGCUGACUCUACUUCAGGAAGUUGCUAGUACGGUUCUGUUGAAUACGGCCCUGCGACUUUAUGUAGAUAAUAAAUGUGGUAGCAACACUUUAAAAUGGAGAAGAAUGGAAUCUCUGAACUGAGAAGGAAUUUGUUGUCACUGCACUAAUUGGAGGCCAUUGCUGAUUUCACUGUUAGAUUCUCUCAAAUGUUUUUAAAAUUAGAGUUUCUGUAUGUGUAACGUACUCGGUUAACCUUACCUUCUGGUGUAGAACAAAUAGCAUUUUUUCUAUUCCAAACAAGCUGGUUUUAGCACUGGUUGGCCCCUGCUACCAGGUCCAUCUUGUGAAAUUUAAGUACUUUUUACUGGGAAUACGGAAGUCAGAGGUGCUGGCAAAUUUAACUGAGAUGCCUGUUCUGCACCCAGUUUGGAAAGCAGCGUUCUGCUUAGGGCUUCCUUAACCACCUAUGGUGAAACCUUGUGCCCUAAAUUCUUACAGUGCUUUCCUACCCAGGACAUGGAUAAUGCAUAGCUCUUAUCUAGCUACUCUGGUGCUUCAGUGAUGCUUUUGCAUGUGGCAGCUUUGGGAGGGGGCAGGUGCUGUUGUAGGUUACAGAUCUUCGUUUGCUGUCUGUGGCGGUCUCAAGCUUUUGUGAUUUUUUUAGUGCCGGGGACUUCUACCAGAUAGCAAAAAUGGAAUGAAAAGUAGCAAGCAGGUAGUGAAUGCAACUAGUUAUCUCAGUCAUUGUGCUAAUUAGAGGCAGUUGCUGAUUUCAUUGCUAGGUUCUCUUGAGCUGCUAUUUAGUGUUGAAGGAUGCUUUACUUGCCUACAUGAAUUUUCAUGCUUAGGAUGAUCCGAUGGUCAUCCUAAGAGCUUAUUUUCUUUUAGAAUUUCAAAUUUUUUCCUUUUUGAUAUUUUUUCCUUUAAAUAUCGUAACUAGAAUUCCACAAGAUGAGGAAAGUAAACCAUUGUUUCCUGCAAAUACAAAAUCAUCUUCUGAAGUACGGAGAAAUGUGUAUUGUGGUUUUCCUGCUUCUCAUGUAAAUCAUCAACUGUCUUAGAGUGGAAACUGUUUACUUUGUCAAUAACUACCUCCUGAGUUUGGCAAUAAUUGGCAAGGUAUACACUCCUCCAGUGGAUUAAAUAUAUUGGCUGAACACUGUGGGUUUUUCAGAGUUUGAUCUUUUGAUUUGCAAAAUUCUUGACUUCAUGUCUGGAAACUAGGGCCUUGUUUUGCUGUAAGAUUUUCCUUGCUUUUGUAAGACACACUUCUUAAAAUCCUGUUUCAGAGAAGUGGCUUUGAGGAAAAAAGUGAGCUAUUCGUUGUGGUUGGUUAACAGAAGUGUAGUCUUCCAAGAUGCUGGGGGUGUAGCCUCUCAGUUCUGAAAGGUUUUUUACCAUUAGAAGUGGGGAAGAAAGUACUUUAAUACUCGCAUGCCUAUCAAAGGGACUGAAAAUACAGAAGCUGGUUUUGCCACAUGAUUCAAAUUUUUAUUCAUGUGAAGGGCUAGUCAGUAUUUUUCAGAAAUCUGGAUUAAAGUGACAAAAACCAAAGGUGGAGACAAAACACUAUACCCCAGCCCCAUUAAAUAUAUUGGACAGCUCCAGUCUGGGAUGGGGUUAAUUCUUGUAUUUUUGUUGUUUUGAAUCAUUUUUGUUUCACUGUUCUUUUACGAAUGUUUUAUGAAAUGUUAAACAUCGUUUCAUUAAUAAGCAAUGUAAAAAAGCAUGAUGAGCAGUCACAUAGCUUUAGCUUCACAAUAAAAUGUUGCAUUUGUUCUGUUCUUACGGUUUUCUUGUCUGUUUAUCAGAUAAAAUGUCCAAAACUAAGAGUCUUUUCAUUAAACCUGAAGCUUGUUUAAGUGCUGCUGGUUUAAAAAAAAAAAAAAAAAAAGUAUCGGGUGUUGUAUACCAGAUGAUGGAACAAUAAAUAUGUAAAUACCUCAUUUAGUUUCUAAAGGACAUAAUUCAAGUUUUUAAUGUAAACAGAAGUGCUACUUCCUAAAUAAAUGUGCUGAAACCUGAA